UUGAUAGGUUCGUUAAUGGCGGAUCAUUCAAAGACAGCUGAAUAUUCCCAAAACCCCUAUGGCAUCAUUGACGACAUCACCCACCUAUCACCAUGUCCUUCCAUUUACCCCUCUCUUCAUUCCCCUCUAAAAUACACUCUUUUACGACUCCACAAACAAACCAACAAGACAGAGAGAGAGAUGGCACCUGCAGAGAGCGUGGUGGUGGUGAUGGAUGCCAACCACCGCAAAGUGAGUGUUGAAGCCGUCGACUGGGCCAUCAAACACAUCGUCCGCCCAAGAGACACCGUCGUGGUUCUGGGAGUGUUGUCUGAGGUUGGCAAGAAAACAACCACUUCUUCUUCUUCUUCUUCAUCUUCUUGUUUGCCUUUCCACGUGGGGGCUAGCCUCUCUCGCAUUUUGAGAAUAGAGUUCUCAGGACAUGGAGAAAUGAACCGCACAGAGCUUGAAGAAGAGAUCGAGAAGAAGAGGGAAGAAUUCCACUCUACUUUCCAGCCAUUCUACCGACGCUGCAAGAAGAAUGAGUAUGCAUUUGUGCAGGUGAAGUUGGAGGUUAUACUCGCUGCUGGAUAUGAUCCAUGUGAAAAAACCAUUGAACAAGCUCAAAAUUAUAAUACUCAGUGGAUUGUUUUGGACAGUCACUUGAAGAAACAUAAAGCAUACAUACAUGGUCGUGUAACCUGCAAUAUUGCAGUCUUUAAGGGGAAAGAUGUUGCUACCUUGAUCUCAUCCAGAACUCCCGAGUACAAAACAGAUGGUAAAAGUGUUGCCAAUGUGGGUGUCAUUGCCAAAGAAGAUGACGAACUCCAACAUGAAGUUCUCAAUCCUCCAGAAAAAUCAUUCAUACCAGCACCAACAACGCCUCCAAGUCCUUGUUGGUACCCACUUUCAUGGAGAACUGGUUUCCCACGAGCUUUCUCCAUCAGUGAGCUUGGAGAGAUAACCAACGGCUUUGCCGAUUCGAAUAUUGUUGUAGAGGAACAUGAAAAGAAAGUUUACAAAGGGAUUUAUCAAGAAACCCGUGUUUUAAUCAAGCUUUUCUCUGCCAGUGAUGACCAGUUCUGGUCACUGCUCAAGAUCCUUUCCCGGGUCCGCCAUCGCAACAUUUUAAACCUUGUUGGGUACUGCUGCACUGAUGCUUCCCUGUAUCUGCUCUGUGACUACCCUUGCAAUGGCACUGUUGAAACAAACCUACUCUGUGAUGAGUCAGCAAAGAGACUUUCAUGGAGAGUUAGGUGGUAUAUUGCUCUAGAGAUAGGCAUCGGCUUGCGCUAUCUUCAUGAAGAGUGUGUUGAUGGACCUAUAGCAGACCUCUCUGUCUGUUCCACUUAUGUUGUAUUUUCUAGUGGUUCCACUGUAAUGCUUAGCAUCUUCAACACAGCCAAGUGGCUCAAGGAUGAUCUUUCUCACAAUGAAGAUCCACCAGCCGAAAGCCUGAAUGCAGAAGAAGAUAAGCACCUUUUGGCAGAUAUACAUGACUAUGGGCUGUUCCUCAUAGAACUCAUAACCGGGAAGAGUGCCCAGUAUUUUCAGAAGCAAGCCAAGGGUCAGUCCUUAAUUGAUUGGGCAUUGCCAUAUCUGGAAAAUGGUUCCCUAAACCAAGUGAUGGAUCCAAGAGUGACAGACACUAGCGAUACUGGGGUUGUAUCACAUAUGUCACGCGCCGCUUUGCUCUGUCUAAAGAACGAUACGGCUCAUAAGUUUUCUAUAAGUGAGGUGUUAGCUGUGGUUCGUGGUGAUCAAUUUGCAGUGAGCAACUCUUGAAGUGGUGAUCAAUUUGCAGUGAGCAACUCUUGAAUUCCUUCAUAGAUGUUUGCAGUGUCAUUUUAUGUGUAAAAUAAAAUUAGAGUAGAUGUUUUCGGUGAAAAGUUUGUAUGAUUACAUUUACAAUUUUGCAUAUAUAUAUAUAUAUGCAUGUGAAAUUUAUCACACCAAAACUUGUAAAUGUCCACAAACAAGCAAGAGGAAAAUGAAUUCAAAGUGACUUCUAUAGUUUAAGUUCUUUGUAUGAAUGAAUGUGGCAAUAGGAUUGUGAUGUGUCAUGGAAGUAAUCAUGUCCUUAUAAACUAUCUGAAAAUUGAU
Molecule: messenger RNA, 2082 nt
Organism: Camellia sinensis
Lineage: Eukaryota; Viridiplantae; Streptophyta; Magnoliopsida; Ericales; Theaceae
Source: RefSeq, a predicted model, not a curated record